Topomyia yanbarensis is the source of this 1775-nucleotide messenger RNA. RefSeq names its product WD40 repeat-containing protein SMU1 (gene Smu1). NCBI's taxonomy places the organism in Eukaryota, Metazoa, Arthropoda, Insecta, Diptera, Culicidae. The record is from RefSeq and is a predicted model, not a curated record. Gene Ontology annotation, molecular function: protein binding. Gene Ontology annotation, cellular component: precatalytic spliceosome. The coding region runs from base 160 to 1689 and encodes 509 amino acids. Gene Ontology annotation, biological process: mRNA splicing, via spliceosome. The transcript is spliced from 2 exons.
CGGUCGGGUGUUUAUAUUUUGGAAGACUCACUUCGGAUCUGUCAGAAAAACUUAAAAAAGCGAUUAAAUAGAAAUUUUCUAUUAGUUUUUCACGUUCCAGUUGCCAAAGUUGUUUUACACAUCGGUAUCGUUAAAGGCGAACCUCGCAGCACCAACGAAAUGUCCAUUGAAAUCGAAUCCGCUGAUGUGAUCCGUUUGAUCCAGCAGUAUCUCAAAGAAUCGAACCUUCACAAAACGCUACAAACACUGCAGGAAGAAACCGGUGUAUCGCUAAACACGGUAGACAGCGUGGAAGGUUUCGUAUCCGAUAUACACAAUGGGCACUGGGAUACCGUUUUGAAAGCGAUCCAGUCGCUCAAGCUGCCGGAUAAAAAGUUGAUCGAUCUGUACGAACAAGUAGUGCUGGAACUGAUUGAGCUGCGUGAGCUAGGAGCUGCCCGAUCGCUGUUACGCCAAACCGACCCAAUGCUGAUGCUGAAACAACAGGAAGCUGAAAGAUACAUCCAUUUGGAGAACAUGUUGCAGCGAGCAUAUUUUGAUCCAAGAGAAGCAUAUCCGGAAGGUGGCAGCAAGGAGAAACGACGAGCUGCUAUUGCUACAGCGCUUGCCGGAGAAGUUUCGGUUGUCCCUUCAUCCAGGUUGCUUGCCCUGUUGGGACAGGCGCUUAAAUGGCAGCAACAUCAAGGUUUGCUUCCACCCGGAACUACAAUCGAUUUGUUCCGCGGUAAGGCUGCCAUCAGAGAUCAGGAGGAUGAAGUAUAUCCUACCCAGUUGGCACGUCAGAUCAAAUUCGGUCAGAAAAGUCACGUCGAAUGCGCUUUAUUUUCGCCGGACGGUCAGUACCUAAUUACCGGAAGCGUCGAUGGCUUUAUAGAAGUAUGGAAUUUUACGACCGGGAAAAUUCGAAAGGAUUUGAAGUAUCAAGCACAGGAUAAUUUCAUGAUGAUGGAGCAAGCGGUGUUGGCAAUGUCUUUCUCGAGAGAUUCAGAAAUGCUCGCUACCGGUUCCCAAGAUGGUCAAAUAAAGGUUUGGAAGUUGAUCACCGGUCAGUGUCUUCGGCGGUUCGAGAAAGCUCACACCAAAGGUGUGACCUGUCUGCAGUUUUCUCGUGAUAAUAGCCAAAUCCUAACGGCUUCGUUCGAUCACUUGAUUCGCCUUUAUGGACUGAAAUCGGGCAAAAUGUUGAAAGAGUUUCGCGGUCACACUUCUUUCGUAAACGAAGCUGUAUUUUCGCCAGAUGGACACAAUGUACUAAGUGCGUCAUCCGACGGUUCGGUCAAAAUUUGGUCUCUCAAAACGACGGAAUGUGUCUCCACCUUCAAAGCAUUAGGAAGCGAUCUGGCUGUCAAUUCCGUACUAAUGCUGCCAAAAAAUCCGGAGCAUUUCGUCGUUUGCAAUCGUUCCAACACCGUCGUCAUAAUGAACAUGCAGGGUCAAAUCGUGCGGUCUUUCUCAUCGGGUAAGCGUGAGGGAGGUUCAUUCAUCUGUGCUACCAUUUCUCCUCGGGGUGAGUAUAUCUACUGCGCCGGAGAGGAUUUGGUGCUGUACUGUUUCUCCGUGACAUCCGGUAAGCUGGAGCGAACGUUGAAUGUCCAUGAAAAAGACGUAAUUGGAUUGACGCACCAUCCGCAUCAGAAUCUGCUGGCGACGUACAGCGAAGAUGGGUUGCUAAAAAUGUGGAAACCCUAGAUCGAGAAGGCUGCACUAGGAUUAAGACUACUAUUACUGCUUGUAGGAAUGACAUUUUAUGGAAAACCAGUACAGUCGCGAACAAA